AUGCAGUCUUUCUCUCUGCUGUCCGUGGCUCUGGUCUUUGGCCUGUCCGCUGCCGCCCCUUACCCUCUUUACAAUGAAACGAGCGGGCCUUCGGCCUCUGUAAAUAGCUCCGCCUUCAAUUCCACUAGACCGCCGUAUCUAGCAGCCUGCAGUCCUCUCACCGUCGAUAAUCCCACCACGUAUUGGCUGGAGGACAUCACUCACAACGGCUUGUCGUCCUAUCUCAGUGCUGGUUUGGGCGACUACAGUACGUUCCGGAAUGUAGUCAAGGACUUCGGUGCCGACAAAUCAGGCAAAACCGAUGCUUCGGUUGCGAUUCAGAAUGCCAUCAACGCUGGUCCGACCAAUGGCCCUCCGCGUUCUCAGAAGGACAACGGCUACGGCUCUACCGGCCAGCCUGCCGUGGUAUACCUCCCCGCUGGUACCUAUCUUCUGAACACCCCCCUCCAGUUUUUCAUAGGCACUAUGUUCGUCGGUGAUCCUAUCGAUCCCCCUGUCCUCAAGGUUGCUUCGAAUUUCAGCGACAGCCAUGCCAUCUACGCCAAGGAUCCCCGUUAUGGCGGCACCAUCAACUUCUACGUCGGCCUCAAGAAUGUCGUACUCGACUCAACUGCCGUUUCUGCCAAUCAAUCCAUUACGUUGCUGGACUGGACGGUCAGUCAGGCCACCCAGAUCACCAAUGUCGUCUUCAACAUGCCCAACAACACGGUUAGCCACAUCGGCAUGAGGAUUGGCGAAUGGCCCGGAGGCGAUGGAUACAACAGUAACCUUCUCAUCAAUGACCUUACUUUCAACGGAGGCUACAUCGGCAUCUGGGCCAGCGGUCAGCAAUGGCUCUUUAAGGGUAUCAAGUUCAACGGUUGCCGCAUUGGUGCCCAGCUCGGCGGUCACGAUAUUGUCCUCACAGGUAGCACAUUUGAAUACUGUGGCAUGGGCGUCAAUGCCAGCGACAUCGGCGGGUCUUUCGUUGUUAUCGACACCUCCACCACCAACAUCGGCACUUUCAUCCACUCUGUUGACACUUACAAACCCAACGGCAUCGUUCUAGAGAACAUCCAACAUGACGGCACUACAGUUGAGCUGAAUGGCCAGGUUCUUCUUUCUGGGAACGUCGAGGACACUUGGUUCCGUGGAAACGCUUAUCCCACUCCUGGAAGCGGCGCUCACUCCUGGAUCCCCGAUGGCCAGGCCGGCAAGACUCCGCGCACCUCUGCCCUUCUUGAUGGCACCAACUAUGUUGCAAUCGCUCCUCCAACGUACAAAGAAUACUCUGUCGACAAGUUUAUUAACAUCAAGGCCGUCGACGGUCUACCCGUCUACGGUGACGGAGAAACUGACGACACAGAGAACAUCAAUGCCAUCCUUGCACAGUACGCGGGUUGCUCCAUCAUCUAUUGGCCCGCUGGAACCUACAUCGUUACCGAUACCAUCACCAUUCCCGUUGGCACUCGCAUCUUCGGCGACGCCUUCGGCACCGCCAUCUCGGCGAAUGGCAGCAACUUCUGGAAUCCGGAUGAGCCCCGAGCCAUGGUCAAGGUCGGCAACAGCGGCGACGUCGGUGUGGCGCAGAUCAGCGACAUGCUCUUCACCGUUGCCGACGUGCUCCAGGGCUGCAAGCUCGUCGAGAUCAACAUGGCGGGCGAUGCACCGGGCGACGUCGGGCUGUGGAACACGCACUUCCGCAUCGGCGGCGCUAACGGCUCCAAGGUGCAGACCAACUGCCUCGCGUCGCCCGAGCAGUGCAAGGCCGCCUGGGGCUUGCUCCACCUGACCAACACAUCGUCGGCCUACAUCGAGAACAUGUGGGGCUGGACGGCGGACCAUGACCUCGAUGGGCCGUACGGCGAGCAGACCAUUGCCGUCGGCCGCGGCGCCCUUGUCGAGGCCACGCAGGGCACCUGGCUCGUUGGCACCGGCAUGGAGCACAACACGCUCUACCAGUACAACUUCUGGAACGCGCGCAACGUCUACGCUGCCAUGCAGCAGAGCGAGACCCCUUACUGGCAGGGACCCAACGGCUCGGCUGCCGCGCCCUACCCGUGGCAGGACAACCUGAUCGAGAGCGACCCGGACUUCGCGGGCUGCGACGGCGAUCCGUACUGCGGCGUGGCGUGGCUGGAGCGCAUGAACCAAGGGACGAGCGACCUGUUCCUGUACGGCGGCGCGCUGUGGGCCUUCUUCAACGGCGGCGUUGGCAAGGCUUGCACAGAGCACGGCGACAACUGCCAGCAGAGCGCCAUUGAGAUCAGCGAGGCUAAGCGCACGUAUCUUUACGGUACAAACGUCAAGGCUAUAGAACGUAUCAUCGUCAGUGACGGUGGCGCCGGGGUGGCGACCAGUGCGGACAGCAGCGGUGGUUGGGGCGGCGUCGUUGCUGCGUAUUUGUUCAACACUUAA
This is a messenger RNA of Diplodia corticola, 2397 nucleotides long. RefSeq names its product exo-beta-protein. The record is from RefSeq and is a predicted model, not a curated record. Gene Ontology annotation, molecular function: polygalacturonase activity. The transcript has 2 exons. The coding region runs from base 1 to 2397 and encodes 798 amino acids. Lineage: Eukaryota; Fungi; Ascomycota; Dothideomycetes; Botryosphaeriales; Botryosphaeriaceae.